CGGCUAUAAUGAAUUGUUAAUUUUGUAGAUUCGAGCUUCAGGUGAAGUGGAUUUGCGAGUAUAUUACCGACUGUUCGAUGGUUUCACCUUGUCAGCUAUAAACAAACAUGUCAAAAUCGACGACGACUAGUGUCAUGAAAUCGGGUCCGAUGUGUGCGUUGAGUUUGUGUUUGACAAGUCGGAUCUACCGAACUGCAUUAUAGGUUCGGUCGUCACGAUGAUCAUGGACAUCUCAGGAAACUUAGAUACGCUGUUGUGAAUGACUUGGAGGAUCAAUCAAGUGCCACGAAUACGUCUGACGUCCGUCCGUAACCAGGAGUCGAGAUUCCAGAAUCUCAACACCUGACACUCAGGUGAAAUAACGUCGUUAUCAUGGCGACAAUGGAAAGACAUAAAUCUCGACAGAAGAGAAAAAAGGAACGGAAUCGCGUAUCUAAUUUGCAUGCUAUUGUUCCGGAUGCCCCAACUCUGGAAGAAUUUGAAUGCCUUCUCGGGGAAUCACCCACCAAUUAUCCUCGUGUCGAGGGAGUUGAAAAUAUGGAGAGCGAACUCCACGCCGCUGCCCACGAUACAGAGAUUUAUGAAAGAGCUAAUGAUGUUCCAAAAAGUACAGACUCUGACAAUGAAGUGAUUUUGGAGAGGCGCAGUGUAUUAUCCUCUCAGGAACUUCCAUCUUCCGAUACCGUGGAUGGACUUGACGGAGAGCCGGCAGUUGCUUCGGCACCCCAGGAAGAGGAAGUAGAAGAGCCAGUGGAAAAAGUAAAUGCCCCUAUGGCCGAUCUUCAGCUCUUAGAUGUCAUCCCUACUGCUCCUAUUAUGGAUACCAUAGUCCACAUACUGCCGGUUGAAUCUGAUUUUCCAAGCUCUGAACUAAAUGAAAAUCCGAUGCAAAGCAAAGAAGAAUCCAAAGCAACUGAAAAAGAGACUGCAUUGGGACAACAACAGAAAGUCAAAAUGGUGCGAAACGAGAUCAAACCCUUUACUGAUGCACAGCUAGCAGCACUUUAUAAUAACAAAGAAUUGGCCCUGGCUGAAACAUUUGUUGCUGAAUUUGUCGAUACCCAACUACGCGGGACUGCCGUUAGACAGCAACAUCGUCUGUACGAACUUCUUGUCAGUUACCUCCGCAUAAGAAACCAUUCGAUACUGAAUUCCCAGGAGCUCAAUAGCCUGAAAGCAAAUUGCAAAGAAACUCAAAAACAGUUAUGGUGUCUAGACAAAGCUUCAAUCACAGAAUCCGGUGAAUGUCAAGAUGGAAAUCCAGUUAGCGCAACUCACGAAUAUCAUAUCGCUCAUUUCAAUCAACAGACACUCGGUGCUUUGUCUCGGAAUCUAUUGAGCAUCAGAGAUUUAAUCCACAAUACAGAAGCCCUGCAUUGCUACGAGGCAGAAAUGCUCAGGCUGCAAAUCGACAAUUACAUCCAAAGGGUUUGCACCUUAUGCAAAGACUUUGAAAACCUGCCCCAAAAUGCGCCUGUCAACCUUAAGCAGGGCCCUGUAUCCUCGCGUAUCAUGCCACAAAUGUACGAACUCAGAACCUGUGUUGGAAUACUAUUCAACUUUCAACGAAAAGUCUUGAAGGACGCAAGAUUUAUUACUGACACAAGAGAAUGGCUCUCCCAUCUAGUGGCUGUUCUACUCAGAGUAGCCACAUGGCAAGAUCAUCUAUUUUUAUUGAAUCAUAUACUAAGAUGCCCCGGGGGCAUCUCUUCUUGGGCAAGCGGGUUCGUCCAGACCCCGGUACGAUGCAACCCUGGUGGUCACAGCACCGCUGCUUUGAAUGAUCCACAUAUUGAACACAUUGUAACUGUAAUUGCUACUAUCAUGCUGCCAAUCAAGGAACGAGAUAAGUUUUUGGAAAAAGUCCAAAUAUCCCUGCAGGAUACAGGAACAACUACUACUGAUACGGUAUGGGUGAUGUUAGAUGAGGAAGGAGAGGAAGAUGAAGAUAUAAUAAAUGUCGGGGUAAACCUUUGCGAAAGCGACCUGAUAUUCAUUCUACAUCAGAUUCCUUUUGAGAAGCUCUUCAAAUUAAUAUUAUUUAUAAACCAAGAGGGUGAUAACUAUAGCCAGGAGAACAAUCUGGUGACGGAACACCAUAUGCUCCGGAUCUUUGCCUUCUCAUCUAUACUGGUUAGACUCCUCAGGCAGGGUUUGAGGACUUACGAUUCUCCGAGAUACAGGCAACUUGCCAAGAGGUUAAGCGCACUUAUUCGAGACAUCGUACAGUAUGCCAGCGAUCAGUGGGAGGCAUUUGAUAAAAGUCAGAUAGUCGAUCGAUCAAUGUUAGUCAGACUGCAAACGGAAUACGAUAGCUUUUUCCUAAAGGCAAGUCAGUGCAUAUUUUCAUCUAGAAGAUUGGGUGCAUGGCAAUAUCUUGCAGCUAUACCAUAUCACGUUGUUUCAACUUCGACAUUGUGGCAUGUUUUUUACAUGCUGCAUGUCAUGGACACAACCACUGCCAUCCCUCCGUUUUCUAAUAUGUCAGAAAGUGAAUGGGAAGCUGAAUUGAAUUCAUCAAAACUUAGGAAGCAAUUUGAAGAAAAACUCUGUGAGAUGCCAGGAGAUGAAUCAUAUUUUUUGCUUACAACUUUUGCCAAUAUGGCCAUGGCCCGGCUUCACGAUGAUUAUCAGUUUGUGCGGGCAGCUACUAUUGAUUUAUUUCAAGUUGGUUUUCUUAGCGAGAAGACUCAGGAAUCAUGUUCCAAAGAUGCCCGAUCCCUGCUGUCAAAUUUAACGAGCAAGUAUCCUUCUCUUCUCUCUGAUCUUCUUAGAAAAUUGAAGGACAAUUUUGUCUUCAUCGGAAAGUUGAGUUUAUACUUAUUCACGGAAUUGCGUAUUGGAAAAUGGGUUCCUAGUGAAGAUGAUUUUAAGAUUCUUUCCACUUGGUUGCAUCAGUACCCGUUAUGUUCUACAGAAAAUCACCUUGCUCGUUUGAUUCUUUCUCAUCUGAAUUGGGGCUUGGAUAGCAAAGGCAACUUAUGUCUUGGAAUUAGCAUUCAUCGUCGAGUGGCACUUCUAGUGGUCGAACUCACAAUGAAGUACAUUCCAGAUACACCAGCGCAAACUGCUUCGCUUCUAGCCGAAGGUGUUAAGCAAGUGUCUUCGAUGGUGAGGCCUCAGAAUAAUGAACAUGCUUUUUCAUUAUGGUCAUGGGAAAUAGUAUCUAGAUUACGAUUGCACCAACUAGAUCGAUCGGAUAGUACAGCGCGAUAUACAAUAUCAAAUCCGAGUGCUGCAUUGGCACAAAUUCCAGAUGUUGAUGCAGAUUCAUCCUUGGAGAUUCUUGCCUCUGGCGUCAGGGAAAAGCAGCCGAUUGCCUGCUACGUUGCAGUUUUAAUGACAACAUGGGGUCAUUCGAUCCCAUUAAUUUCUUUGAAAGGCUUUAGACAGCUCCAAAUAUUGCAGUGCUUCUACAAAUACGAACAAGUCCUGAUUGCUCUCCAUCACAUAAUUCCAUUUUUUCUCGAAUGCCCGGACGCCAUUAUGAAAAACGAAAAGUUUUCCAGCUUGAUCAUAUCACUAAUCGCUGCUGAUAGAACAUACAUGAAAAUGGCAAAGAACUUGAUCGUAUCAGACUUUCCUGGUCCGAUACUCAAGCUAUUUUCUAACAUGAUUGAAACACAUUUGGAAAACUAUCAAAGAUAUUGUUUGCGGAGUCCGCAAGCACUGGUGCACCUCUGGUUGAGAGUUCUAGCAUUGGUACCGGAUUGGAACAGGGAUCAAAGUGUCAUGUACUUGAUGGAUAUGGUCAUCCGAGCUGCCUAUUUUCAUUUAGAUGCUAGAGCGGAGACGGAGACAAUUUUUCAUAACUUCUAUGUACUAACCAUAGAGGGAGGUACAGAGAAUUUGGCGUGCGGAAAAAAUUCUGGUUCGUUCGGCUCUUUUCUAAGCUGGGCUACGGGAUCUUCAACUUCACCGAGUCUUCUUGGAGGAACCGUUCAAUCGGUGUGGCUGGCUCACCGAGUUCUUACUACCGAACAAGAAGAUAGAGAACUGAAAAAUGACCUGUGGCGCGAAGUUCUGAGAGAACUGGCUGCACAAGGAAAAACAUCCGUAGACAACGCGUUAAAGAAAGCUUGUGCCACCGUAAAAAUCCAACCUUUUGGAGCGAGCGGAUUGGCUAUAUAUCGAUGGUCACAACAGGCACUGGAUACUCCGAUGGAUCAUCCACUGCUACCACUGUUAUGGCAAAACUUCUUUAACUUAUUUCUGGCCAGGGUUCCUACAGCAUCGAGUACUUCAGACAAAGGCGGCGUAGGUGAGAAGUUCUUCGAAGGUAUGAUAAACUUGAGUUACUUCAAAAAAUUGAAGAAACGUCUUCACGACACCAUCGAAUACUUUCGAGUUAAGGGGGAAAGUGAUUUGGAUAAUGGGCUGCCGAUAACCGAUGAGCGAAGAGUCUUCUACCUCGACGCUGCCAAGUUUUACAAAACACUGAGCUUAUGGCUUGAAGAACCACGAUUGCAAGAAUCUGGAUUAUAUCUCCCUGCGUUACCCCCACAGUACAUGUCGCACAAGUUGACACUCUUGAUUCAAGGUGAUCAGGCACCUUGGCUGGAAUAUAUCGAUUACGAUUCCAUACGAAAAUGUCAGUUGAAAGCUGUCGCGGAUUGGCAAUCCUGCAGCUUGAGAUCCCCGGAAAAUCGUUUACAAAAAAUGAAUCAGAUUCUGACAACGCCUCUAGAGCCGACAGACCCGAUGCAAAGAAUAUUUAGAAGAUUGGGUUCGUACGAGCAGCCAGUGCCGCCGCCACCGUUGAGCAAAAAUACUGCUUUUUUACCUCACAUACCAAAAGAGAGCCUACAUAACCCGGACGGCAUUCUGCACUUGCUGAAACCGCAUCUCAAGGCUAUACAGGAAUAUACUCAAACGCAUAAUUUGAUGCUUUCCGAACAUACCGCUAUAGACUGUAACUUUUUAGAACUAGUUCCAACACUCUACAGGGAUGUUGAGAGUCGAGUGACACUUCAUGCCCUCUGCGACCCUUUGCCGACAGGACAAAAACGUUCCAGGUCUGGGACGCCACCGAUAGUGCACUGCGCUGGGCCUGCUAUAAUCAGAAUAAUGGUAUCUGAAGCUCGAGUGAGCGACGGAGUAGACCACAUGAUUAGUCAAAACAGAGCUGAAUAUGAACAGUUAUUGGUUCGAGCCUGUCAACCACCACCUGUUAAAGUAUCCCAAGGCUGCGUCUUCAUCGACCAUCUGAUCAUGCUUCUAGAACACGAACUAAACAUAAAUCGGACUAGUGAAAAUUCAAACGUUUUAAACAACGUUCAGGAGACAGGAGUAAAGUUGUUGUAUCAUCUGGUCGAUUUUUACACGGAAGAAGCUGCCUUGUGUCCGCCGACUAAACAACUAAUUACAACAUGUGUCGAAAAGUUAGGCCAGUUGUUUAUCAGUGGGGAGGAAACCCAAGGACAACAUUUAUUGGAAACAAUCAUGCGCCGACCAGAAUUGGGUGGCUUACUUGGACCACAUUUUACACCCGUAGCUGGAGGCGCGUCAACUUUUUUACCAAUGUAUCAAACUGUUGUCAAUUUGGCUACGGGUCCAAAUGCCGACCUAUGUUUCGUCCUACUUUCAAAGUUCGAUGUGGGAAGUUGGCUGAAUUAUAGACGUCCGAGACUAAGCGAAAGAUCAACAUUCAUCGAUCUGGUGUCCAAAGCCCUAUGCAAUGCUGGGUUGAACCCAGAAGACGACAAACUUAUAUUACACGAGCUCUUUCGCAAUCAUCUUCGAUUGAUCCUUCUACACGAAUUUCCUGAACAUUAUGGCGAAAUAUUGAGCAUGGUGUUGAGGGGUAGCGAGUCCCAGAGUCUUUCUUUGGAUGUUUGGAAAGAUCUGUUAGGGGCUCUCAGUGGAAGAUCUAAGUCGCAGGGUCCGAUACAACCUAUAAAAGUAAGGGAUGAAAUCAGGCGCUAUGCUACAGAGCAGAGAUUGCUGUCUCGUCAAGAGAUGCACGAUACUGCUGUACUUUUGAGCAAACAUUUCAUGAAAGAAAGACUACAAUAUGGUCUUUAUGGAUUGUAUCCCAAGUACAGAAUCUACAACGAACCAUUGACUACUUUUCUCGGUAUGGUAGGACAUGCCUUAGUCGUCUUGACCUUACACACCGAUAAGGGGACACUGGCCGAUCAAUUAUGUGACCAGAUAUGGCCAGUCCUGGGAGAUAUGUUUGCACCAUGGAUCACACCAUACUGGACGAGAAAUUUGCGUGAACCUACAGCAGCUUGGAUUCAGCAAUUGACAGACGACAGAUCAGUUCUUCUUCCCUGGAUAAUAACCGAUGGACCUUAUGCAAACAGAACCAUAGCUAUGUUUGUAGAAUGCAUCAGAUUCAUCAUCGACACAAUGCCAGCCUCCAGCAAAAUUCUUUGUUUUCUAUGGCAAUUUUAUGUGACUAAUUUCGCUCACGCAUCGGUCAAAGAUCACAUCCUCAAUGUUAUUCAUGGGAAUUUUUUGUCCCUGCCUUGGGAACGGUUCAGUCCUGGUAUAGGAGAUAUUGAAUUGAUGGUAAAAGUCGUUGAUCAAUAUUUACCGGACAGUCAUUUAUUUUUGGGAAGCGUGUUCACCAGCAUAAACUGGCAAGUAUGGGCAAAUGAAAUAUUGGCGAUUCAACCGCUACCAGUCGCUGCAAGAAUGCACAUCUGUUUGUUAAACCUACUUGUCAAACUUUCUAAUGAGCCUAACGUCCGCCAGAAUGAAAAGGCUGUACAGAUAGUCGUUUCAGCAGAGAAAUUCGCGUGGCAUCUCGUGGACGCGGCUGCUUACGACCAGGUUAUAAACUGGUACGUGAUGAGCUGUGAUCCUCGGGUCAUUCUCCAUCUGGACACGGAGCAAACCUAUUCCAUUGACGGAGCCAUAAAUAAUUUACUGAAAUUGGCUGCGGCAUACGAUCCUAAUGCAACUCAUUUUCAUCCAACGACAUUGAAGAAAAGGCAAAUGUACGUUAGGUCUUCAGUGAAAUUAUUAGUAAAUUGUACAACUCGUCACAAGGCGCUUCUCACGAGUGAUCCUAAAGCAUUUACCGAUGCUCUAUCCAAAAUGUUGGAUGACAUGGAGUCAGUAAUCAUAACCACUGUAUCGAAACCUCAACAAACUGCGGAAGCUGGUCUACUGGUAACUGAACUUUUACACUCUAUUAAUCAGAACGGACCCUUAGUGGAACAAUUACGCACCAGUUGGGCAUCCUGGCUUUCAAAUAGAACCGCCAGCAGUCCUACGCUCAUGGGCAUUUUACGUGUCAUAGGAAUAGCUGUUGCGUCACCAUCCACACUUGGAGAAUUAAUGGAAGCUGCUCUCGAUGCAUAUUUCAAGCACAACGAUUUAGCCACCGACGAGGCUUUACCGACUUGGGGUUGGGUGUUGACCGUUUUACAGCCAGUAGUACCACGUCAGCCACCGGUAGAAGGAGCACUUGUAACGGACGGACGAGUUCUGGCUCUUUAUGCACUGCUGCUCAAAAGAUUACCCUCCUGCCGGAAUAUUAAAGAAGAAGGAAUGUUACUUGUAAAUUUAAUCGAUUGGAUAUCCGCCAUUAAACCUACAGAACUUGUAGAAGAGAAACUUCCGUUAUUAUGGGGCAAGGCAUUAGAACUUAUCUAUAGACAAUGUCAGUACAGUGAAAAUACAGUAAUUGCAACGAGGGCUUUGAAAGGUUUGGCUCGUUCGUUACUCGCCACUGCCGAUGAUGUGGGACAAGGAUGGGGUAUUUUGGGAGCGAUCGGGUUCAGAAAAGGAUCGCAGUUAUCCAUUGGGUGUAAGUUCCUCAGCAGAACACUCGGCGUGUACUGCUUGGCUCAAUUACCGGAAUCUAAAUCGGAGCAACAGUUAGUGCGUUAUACGCCUCACUCACCCGGAGUCGCACCUUCGAGAUCCAGCGAAUCGGAUCCCCUGGAUGUAAGGCCAAGUGCCGAUGCCAUAAAAGCUAUGCAAACUUUGGAGGCCUUAGUUACAAAUAAGCAAUACGCCGAGCUCAAAGGUGACAUCGAGCAGUCUAUCCGAAUGAUCAGAGACUCUGCGAAUUCGCUUCACAACGCUGUUGCGGUUACUGGAAUCCUUACCGCGGAACUUUACAACAGAAGAUAUUUGCACGUUUUAAUCGAAUAGUUGUUUCAUCACCUCGAACCUGGGAGUUCUUACUCGCUGGUAUGCUCGUUCGAUAUUCGAGCAGUAAAAUUCAUUACUUCAGAUUCUUUUUUAUACAAUUUAUUGGAAUUAUCUAGUCAUUGAAUGCGUAAAACGAAAAAAAAAAACGUAGACUUUCAAGUAAUGCUCGCAAGUUAGUAAUUAGCACUUACACGUACUAAUAUCAGUGGUAGUUGGGUAGAGUCUUACGCUCUAUGUGACUAAUUGCAUAUCAGUUUUUACAAAUUGGAACGCAGUAUGGACUGAUUAUCUAUUUUCCAGAGACCUUUCGACUCUUUGAUGUAAUGUAUCAGUUGAAUUUAGGAUCUAGUAUCGCUGUACAAUUCAUGCAAUCAACAUCGUAUUCAACUGCCUAUACAACAUUCGUCUAUCUCAAUUGCCGCUUUUCUAAUAUGUAGGUUGGCAUUAUCAUAGAUACGAAAAUUACAAAGAAGAAAAUCUCAAGCUUGUACUAUCUGCCAAAUUUGAGCAUGAAAAAAUAGGGCCAUGCUCGAGGCAGCCUUUCGAUCUUCAUAGUACUAGAUUACACCUACAAAAAGCAACUGACUAUGAGUUUCCAAAUGACGAUAAAAUUCUAAAUUUUGAAUUUUCCUUGAAUUGGUCAUCCGCAAAACAGCCAGACUCAAUGAAUUUUGGAAAAUUUAAAUAUAUCCGUGCGCAAAUAUUGUGUAUGUAAAUUAUUUGAUAAACCCACCAAAAUUAGGGAUAAGCUUAAACUGCCUUUGUACACAAGUAUAACCUAUCGUUUAAUUUAAUGACGUUUGCGACAUUUUUAUCGUAUGUACCUGUUGUAAGAAUCAACGAUAUUAUAAUACAAAGAUACGAAGUAUUUAAUAAGAUUUCAUAAGAUUAGAUAACAAGCGAUAUCGUUGACAAAUAAAACCCGAAUCUGAAUAUAAUUAUAUAAACAAACAAUAUUAUAUUAUAAUAAUUAAAACCUCCCAUGUAUAUAACCAGGUAUAAUAAUAUAUAUGCGAUAUCAAAAAUAAACGAUCAAUAACGAUUGAAUAGUAAAUGAAAAAGAAAUUCAAUGCUAA
This is a messenger RNA of Athalia rosae (coleseed sawfly), 9188 nucleotides long. RefSeq names its product ectopic P granules protein 5 homolog (gene Epg5). Bases 373 to 8112 code for a protein of 2579 amino acids. NCBI's taxonomy places the organism in Eukaryota, Metazoa, Arthropoda, Insecta, Hymenoptera, Athaliidae. Gene Ontology annotation, biological process: autophagosome maturation. Gene Ontology annotation, cellular component: cytoplasm. The record is from RefSeq and is a predicted model, not a curated record. The transcript is spliced from 30 exons.